Trichomonas vaginalis G3 is the source of this 441-nucleotide messenger RNA. RefSeq names its product repellent protein 1 family. Bases 1 to 441 code for a protein of 146 amino acids. The record is from RefSeq and is a predicted model, not a curated record. NCBI's taxonomy places the organism in Eukaryota, Parabasalia, Trichomonadida, Trichomonadidae. The transcript has a single exon.
AUGAGUUCUUCAUCAAGCUCUCGCGAACCUUCACCAUCUAUGAAACAAACUUUACCAAACGAUUAUGGAGCACCUAUUGAAUAUUUCUUACGAGCUGCACAAUGGCAAAGAGCAGUCUCACCAAGGUUAGGUGUUCCACCAGCUCCUGUCAAAAAUAGCAUUUGGUCAAGUCCUUAUAUAAAAUAUGGUCUCCCACUAGGUUUGCUAGCUACAGCAGGAGCAGUUAUGAUGUUGAAAAGAAAUAAAGCAAAUGUUGUAAAUAAUACUGAAGUAGCUGAAGUUAAACAAACUCCAACGCCUUCACAAGCAAAACCUUCAAUGACUCCUGAACCUAUGGAAGUACAAACUCCUGUUCAAAAGUCAACUCCUAAACCGACUCCAACAUUUAAACCAGAACCUACUCCUCAAAUAAAUCAUAAAACUCCUGCGUUUCCUUACUGA